Cotesia congregata is the source of this 2772-nucleotide messenger RNA. Lineage: Eukaryota; Metazoa; Arthropoda; Insecta; Hymenoptera; Braconidae. The record is from the annotation of a GenBank genome assembly.
AUGGCUGAUCCAGGACGUGGACGAGGUGGAGCAGGCCGAGGAGCGGCCUUGCUCGCCUUGUUAAAAAAAGCACCCGAACCGGAAGUGGGUGAAUCAGCACCAACUCCUCCAGUGGCUGAAGCUCCACAACCACCUGUAGCACACCAACCUGAGCCUCGAGCCGCAGAACCAGCAAAAGGACGAGGCCGAGCUUCUCUGAUGGACAUCGCGCGUCAAAUGUCGUCAGCCCCUGGUGAAACUUCGACGUCUUCUCUUCCGACACCUCUCUCAGUGUCAACAUCAGCGCCUCUGGCAGGUCGUGGUGCAGGUCGCGCUACUUUGCUCAGUCUGGCUCAAAAAAUAAGCCCACCUGGAGAACCCAGCAAACCUCCUCCAGCUGCUGCUCGUUCUGAACCUAGAUCAGUUGGACCUGGUGGAGAUGCACAGAUUGAAGCCUCUGUUGCUGGUCUUAGUUUGGAUUCCAGCAGCUCUCGUGGACCUAUUAUCCGUCAAGGAUCCGAUGGAACGCCUAUUGACAUCAUGUCUAAUUACAUCAACAUUAAAAUUGACCCCAGCAAGGGUAUUCAUCGGUACGAGUGUAAAUUUCAUCCAGAAACCGAUUCUCCUCGUCUGCGUAAUGCAAUGUUGAAUCAACAUUUGGAGUUUUUGGGAAAAACUAAAGUUUUUGAUGGCGUUAUUUUGUUUUUGCCUCACAAGCUUGAACAGGAAAGAACAGAACUGGAAUCAGUUCGCAGAGACGGUACAAAAGUAACCGUGACAAUAAUCUACCAGCGCCAACAACGCGCAGAUUGCGCCGAGAGCAUUCAAUUCUUUAACAUCCUUCUGAACCGAAUCCUCCGAAUGUUGAACAUGAUCUGCAUAAACCGCAACUACUUCAACCCGCGAGCGGCUCACAAAAUCGAGCAGCACCGAAUGGAGCUCUGGCCGGGAUACGUGACAGCGAUUGAAGAAAUGGAAGGAGGAUUAAAACUGAACAUCGACGCGUCUCACAGAGUAAUGAGAACCGACACAGUCCGGGACUUCAUCCAGGACAUCUACAAGACGACUCACGACCGCGGAAAUUUCAAAGAAACUAUUUUUAAAGAGAUCUGCGGAAUGACAAUCCUUACUCGCUACAACAACGCCACCUACCGGAUCGACGACAUCCUCUGGGACAAGAACCCCACUCUCCAGUUUGAUUACAAAGGAACGCCCACUACCAUCGCUGCUUACUUCAAGUCUCACUGGAAUAUUGAGAUCAAGGAUCUCCAGCAGCCGCUGAUUCUCCACCGUGCUAAGAAGAAGAUCUCUCAGGGUGGAACUCGCGAGGAAGAGGUUCUCUUGGUUCCAGAAAUUUGCUACCUCACUGGGCUGACUGACAAAGUCAGGAAUAACUUCAGAAUCAUGAAGGACUUGGCUCAGGUCACUCAGGUCCAGCCGACUGAACGUCGCGGAGUUAUCAGAAAGUUCAUCCAGACUGUCAAUGAUGAGCCUGCUGCCAAGCAGCUGCUUCUUGACUGGGGACUCUGCUUGUCUGAUGAUAUUGUUAGGCUUAAAGGACGUGUCUUGCCGGCUGAGAAGAUCUACUUUGGAAACGCCAAGGAAUUCACGGUCACUGAGAAAGCUGACUGGGGCGCUAUGGCCACUCGCAAUCAGGUUCUCUCGCCGGCGAGUCUGCAGAAAUUCUGCAUUGUUUAUGUUCAGAAGGAUGAACGGGUUAUCAAUGAGUUUGCUAAGAUUCUGAAGAAUGUUUGUGGAACUAUGGCUAUCAAGUGUGGAGAGCCCGUUAAAAUUCCACUUAAGAAUGACUCUGCUCAGAGCUAUAUCACGGAGAUUAGGAAGAUGAUCAAUCCUUCUUUGGAUAUGGUCAUUGCUGUCACUCCGAGUAACAGAAACGAUCGUUACGCAGCAAUUAAAAAGCUCUGCUGCGUAGAAUCUCCAGUAAAAUCCCAAGUGAUAGUAACCAAGACGAUCUCACAGGACAACAAAAUAAAGAGUGUCACCGAGAAGAUCGCUUUGCAGAUGAAUUGCAAAUUAGGAGGCGCCUUAUGGGCCCUCAAGAUCCCAAUGAACGACAUCAUGGUGGUGGGAAUUGAUGUCUACCACCCAGCAGCCGGAUCUGCUUCCAAAGCAAGUGUCGCCGGUUUUGUAGCGAGUUUGAACCAGAACUUGACCCAGUGGUACAGUAAGGCGUACUUCCAGCGCCCGGGUCAAGAAUACGUUGAUGUCUUACGCGCUUGCUUUGUUUCCGCGCUGACUGCCUAUAGAAAGGCCAGAGGAGAGUACCCGAACAGAAUUGUCGUUUAUCGAGACGGAGUCGGUGAUGGCCAGCUCAGCACUGUCGCUGGAUACGAGGUUGAGCAGUUGAGCAAGACCUUUGGUAUGGUUGAUGCUUCUUAUUCGCCGAAAUUGACGGUGGUUAUCGUUCAAAAAAGAAUCAACACUCGUGUUAUGGCUUUGAGAGGCCAAAGACUGGACAACCCACCUCCGGGUACCAUCGUAGACUCAGAAGUGACUCGCCGCAACUGGUACGAUUUUUUCUUGGUACCUCAGACAGCCCGCCAAGGCACAGUGACUCCAACUCAUUACGUCGUCCUCCGCGACGACGCCGAGUUCAAGACUGACUACAUCCAGCGACUGACUUACAAGAUGUGUCACUUGUACUACAAUUGGCCAGGAACCAUCCGAGUUCCCGCUCCUUGCCAGUAUGCUCAUAAACUGGCUAAUCUUGUAGGUCAAAGCAUCGGCUCUGAGCCCAGUGAGUGCUUAGCCGAGUCGCUUUAUUACCUUUAA